Molecule: messenger RNA, 462 nt
Organism: Myotis myotis
Lineage: Eukaryota; Metazoa; Chordata; Mammalia; Chiroptera; Vespertilionidae
Gene: CCDC182
Product: coiled-coil domain containing 182
Exons: 1
Coding region: 1-462 (153 amino acids)
Source: RefSeq, a predicted model, not a curated record
AUGGAACCACUCUAUCAGGCGGGGCCCAUUCUCAUGAAGGUGAAUACUGUACAAGGGAAGAAGAUGGUGGAGAGCGGCCUCCAGUCUGGGGACUUUUCCCUCCCCCAGUCGUGGCCCUCUGGCCUCCUGCCGUCAGCUGACUUGGAGGUCCUGCAGCAGAAGGUGGCUGCGGUACAGCGGGAGCUGGAGGACUUUAAGAACGAGGCCCUGAAGGCCAUCCAUUACCUGGAAGACGCCUUCUGUGAGAUGAACGGGGCCCUGGUGCAGCAGGAGGAACAGGCGGCCCGCGUGAAGCAGCGACUGAGGGAGGAGGAGGACCGGGGCAUCGUGCGAAACAAGGUCCUCACCUUCCUGCUGCCCCGCGAGAAGCAGCUCCGGGAGCACUGCCAGCGGCUGGAGGGCAUGCUGUUGGGCAGGAGCCGCGAGGCGCUGGGCCUCCCCAAGAAGAUCCAGGCAAACUGA